Rotaria sp. Silwood2 is the source of this 1836-nucleotide messenger RNA. Lineage: Eukaryota; Metazoa; Rotifera; Eurotatoria; Philodinida; Philodinidae. The record is from the annotation of a GenBank genome assembly.
AUGCUUGGUCAUGCUACUGCAGACAUCGUUUCUCGAUCGAUUAUUGAUUCAUUAAAAUCGGAUGGAGUUGAUAUUACAAAAAUAUUGAUGCUCGGUAUGUCAUACUUUUCUCCUUUUGCUCGUAUCAUAUGUUUUAUUCGCAUAGGGAGAGAUAAUCCAAAUGUAAAUAAAGCAAUUGAAGAUAUUCUUAAUGAAGAAGUAAUUGCUGAACGAAAAAAAAGAUCAUCGUCUAUCCCGGUGCUAGGUCUUAUUUCAAUUGGUUCAUGUCCUUUACAUGUUAUUCAUGUUUCUUUUCGGAAAGGAUUUAAAUCCACGGUAUGGUUUAUUGAUGAAUCAAUUAAUGAUAUUUGGUUUUGGUUUUCUCGAUCUUCUGCUCGUCGGGAAGAUUUUAUAUCAGCUGCGAACAGUAUUAAUGAAACUUAUUCUCGUUUUCUUUCUCGUUUUGUUGUUACUCGGUGGAUUGAAGUAGGUCCCGUGAUCGAGCGUAUCAUCGAUCAAUGGAAUAUUAUUAAAGAAUAUUUUCUUACAUAUCUUCCAACAAUCGAUAAAAAAAUUGAAUCAAAUGAUAAAUAUGUCCGAAUUAAAAAUUUUAUAACUGAUAAAUCGACUCUUGCUAAAUUUCAUUUUAUUCUUUUCCUCUAUCAAACAGUAUUUAAAAGAGAACUUGUCUGGUUGCAGCAAGAACAACCAUUGAUUCAUUUAUUAUAUGGUGAAUGUUGCAACUUGUUACGUAAUAUUAUGUUGUCAUUUGUCAAAGAAGAACUUUUACAAGAUAAAGAAGGUAGUGAUUUGUUGUCUGUUUCUUUCGAGCUUCAAAAUAGUCAAAAAAAUAAUGUAAAUAUCGACAUUGGUGAAACUACUCGAACAUAUAUUAAAGAUUUAUCUGUUAGUGAAAAAACAAAUUUUUUUCAUGAUAUUCGUCAAGUAUAUUGUACUAUGACAAAGGAACUAACUAAAUCAUUACCACUUAAGAAUGAUUUUUUACGACAUCUCCAAUGUCUUCAACCUUUAGCUCGAAAAGAAGAAUCUUCUCGAACAAGUAUCAUGUACCUGUCACGACAUGUUCCCCAUUUAUUAACCAAUGAAGAGGUGGAUCGACUUGGUGCUGAAUGGCGUGUUUAUCAAAUGGCUGAUAUACCAGAAGAAUGGUUUAGAAAAAGUACAGUUUCUUCGGACAAUAUUAUUGAAUAUUUACCUAUUGAUAAAUAUUGGUAUCAAAUAUUUUCUACUACUACAUCCAUUGGUACACCACAAUAUGUAGUAUUAACUAAGCUCGUGAAAUGCUUGUUAUCUUUAUCUCAUGGAAACAGUGAUGUUGAAAGAGGUUUCUCCGAAAACAAUCAUCUUGUAUCAGAAGAUCGUUCAUCAUUAAAUGAAGUAUCUAUUAAUGGUUUACGAGCUACGAAAACUGGUGUUAAAUUUUUUGGUAGUGGUAAAGUUCAUGUAGUUCCAACAACGUCUACUUUGCUUUCAAACGUGAAAGAAGCUUAUUCACGUUAUACAAAAGACAAUGAACAGCAACAGAAAUUAAUUAAAAGUACAGAUGUUAUUAAUGGAAAACGAGGUCCUGAUGCCGAACAUGAACUAUUAGAAGAAAAAGAAACUCAGUUGAUAAAUGAACAAAAGAAUUUACAAGAAGAAUUGACUAAAGCGACUAAUAUGUUGGAGGAAGGGACCACAAGACUUGCUGCAGCUAUGAAAAAUAAAAAAUUUGAUGAUAUAGGUAUAGCCGAAGUACUGGUAACAGCUGCUAAUGCUAAAUUAGCUGCUCUAAAAACUAAAUUAAUUGAAAAUAAUGAGAAUUUGAACCGAUUACGAAAAAAACAGAAAAAAUGA